Molecule: messenger RNA, 3227 nt
Organism: Trifolium pratense (red clover)
Lineage: Eukaryota; Viridiplantae; Streptophyta; Magnoliopsida; Fabales; Fabaceae
Product: disease resistance RPP8-like protein 3
Exons: 2
Coding region: 200-2941 (913 amino acids)
Biological process (GO): defense response to other organism
Molecular function (GO): ADP binding
Source: RefSeq, a predicted model, not a curated record
AAAGAAAAUUGAGAAACGCGUUGCAAUUUACUUACAGCACUUAGUUUUUCUAUAAUCAAAAUGCAAAGAAAAGAGAAGAAACAGUCAAGGGAGUUAAGAAAAAGAAGAAAGAAACAGAGUUCAUUGAAGAAACAGUCCAACCAAAAUCCCAAACUAACCACCAUAUAUCUUACAGUUACAGCACAAGAUCAAACCUAAGAUGGCCGAGGUAGCAGUAUCAACAGUUGUAACAAAACUAACAGAACUACUCGUAGAACAAGCAACAUCAACAAUCUCACACAUAUCAACAGUAAGAGACCAAGUCGAAUCUCUCAAAAACCAAUUAUCAUGGAUGCAAUGUUUCUUAAAAGAUGCUGAUGCUAAACAACAAUCCAACGAACGUGUUCGAAUGUGGGUUUCUGAGAUCCGAAACGUAGCUUUCGAAGCUGAAGAAAUCAUUGAAACCCACAUCUACAAUUCAACAAUCCAAACCAAUUUCCACAACAAAAUCUCCACACUUUUUCAUCUCUACAAACUCGGUACAAAAAUUGAUAGAAUCCUCAAAAAAAUCAAAGAUAUUUCCGACAGACGUGAAAUGUACGGUGUUGUUGUCAAAAACCCUAACCCUAAUCCUAAUGACGGUGGUGACGGUGAUAAUGAAAGGUUAAGACUUUGGAGACAGCCAUCACCUUAUUAUUCUGAAGAGGAGUAUGUUGUUGAAGUUAAAGAGGAUUUUGGUUCAAUUCUUGCUCAGUUGGUUACUUUGGAACCGACAAGGCAUGUUGUUUCGAUUGUUGGUAUGGGUGGUUUGGGGAAAACAACGUUGGCGAAGAAGCUUUAUAACGAUAGUAGAAUCGCGAAUCAUUUUGAAUGUAAAGCUUGGGUUUAUGUUUCUGAAGAGUAUAAGAGGAAAGAUGUUUUGCAAGGGAUUCUUAGAGGUGUUGAUGCUCUUGCAAGAGAUGAAAUGGAUAAGUUUCCUGUGGAAGAGUUGGUUAAUAAGCUUCAUAAUGUGUUGGCUGAGAAAAGGUAUUUGGUUGUUCUUGAUGAUAUUUGGGGUAUGGAAGUUUGGGAUAGUUUGAAAUAUGCUUUUCCUAAGAGGAAAUUAGGGAGUAAGAUAUUGUUAACAACUAGGAUUUGGGAGGUUGCUUUACAUGCUGAUGGACAUAGUCAUCCUCAUCAGUUAAGGCCGUUGAAUCAGGAUGAGAGUUUUGCAUUGCUUCGUAGUAAAGCGUUUCCUGGAGCAAGCUUGAUACCGUCUGAGUUUGAGGAUCUUGCUAAGGAAAUUGUGGUGAAAUGUGAAGGUUUGCCACUUGCUGUUGUUGUGAUUGGUGGUUUGUUGUCUAGAAAGUUGAAGUCAAGUGGGGAAUGGGCUAGAGAGUUGCAAAAUAUUAGAGGGGGUUUGCUUGAGGAUCAAGGGAAGAUAACACGAAUUUUGGCUUUGAGUUACAAUGAUUUGCCUUCACCGUUGAAAUCAUGUUUUCUUUAUUUGGGUCUUUUCCCAAAGGGUAUGAACAUUCAGACGAAAAAAUUGAUCCGAUUAUGGGUUGCUGAAGGUUUUUUACCUCAAGAAGGUGGGGAAACUGCAGAAGAUGUAGCUCAGAGAUACUUGAAUGAGUUGAUUGGUAGGUGUAUGAUUCAAGUGGGAACGGUGAGUUCAUUGGGGAGAGUUAAGACGAUUCGCAUUCAUGAUCUUCUUAGAGAUCUUUCGGUGUCCAAAGGAAUAGAGGAGUAUUUUGGUGAUAUGGCAGGCUCAUCAUCGUCAACAUCUCAGCUAACUAAAUCCCGGCGGCAUUCUAUACAUUCUUGCCAGGAACGGUAUGAUUUCUUAAAACACAUUGCAGAUUAUUCGCGUUCGCUGUUCUUCUUCAAUAGGGAAUAUAAUACAUUUCUAGACAAGAACAUCUGGAUUCGUAGGAGUUUUAUGCAAGAAAGGAAAUUGGAUUUCAUCUACACAGAAUUUAAGCUCCUCAGGGUGUUAGAAUUAGAUGGUGUUCGGUUAGUUAGUUUGCCAAGUACUAUAGGGGACCUGAUUCAAUUAAGGUAUCUGGGAUUGAGGAAGACUAAUCUCGAGGGAAAACUUCCACUUUCCAUUGGAAACUUACUAAACCUACAAACACUUGAUUUAAGGUAUUGUUGUUUUAUUAAGAAAAUACCAAAUGUAAUUUGGAAGUUGGUAAACUUGAGACAUUUGCUGUUGUAUACACCGUUUGAUUCUCCAGAUAGCGGUCAUCUACGGUUGGAUACAUUAACCAAUCUACAAAGCCUACCGUAUAUUGAGGCUGGAAACUGGAUAUCAGAUGGUGGUUUAGCAAAUAUGACCAAUCUUAGGCAGCUGGGGAUAAAUGGAUUAUCAGGACCAACGGUGAACUCUGUUCUUUCUACUAUACAAGGAUUACGCAACCUUCAUUCACUGUCACUAUCUCUUCAAUCUGAAGAGGAUGAAUUUCCAAUCUUUAUGCAGCUGUCUCAGUGCACACAACUUCAGAAGCUGUCUUUGAAUGGAAAGAUCAAGAAGCUACCUGAUCCGCAUGAGUUCCCGCCGAAUCUGUUGAAAUUAACUUUACAUAAUUCCCACCUACAGAAGGAGUCUAUUGCCAAACUUGAGAGAUUGCCAAAACUUAAAAUGCUCAUUUUGGGUAAAAAGGCAUACAAUUGGACAGAGUUGAGCUUCAGUGCUGAAGGGUUUUCACAAUUGCACGUUUUGCGGCUCACUCUUUUGAAAGAACUGGAGGAAUGGAAAGUUGAGGAAAAGGCAAUGCCAAUGCUGGAGUAUAUUGUUAUUGAUCGGUGUGAGAAGCUAAGAAAGAUUCCAGAAGGACUGAAGGAUAUCACUUCUUUGAAGAAAAUUAAAAUUACAGGCAUGCCGGUAGAUUUUGAACAUAGACUUCGAACUAAAGAUUUGUUUGAGUUCAAAAAUACUCCAAUUAUAGAAUCGACAACAGACAUUUUAUCAAUCGAUUGAUUGCCGGCACAGUGUGUGCUUUUUUUGAAGUUGCCAGCGCAGUGUUGAUGGGUGAUAGGAACUUUCAUGAAGGAAUGGAAGCAUUUUCAAGUUCUGGCAUUCCACUGUACAGCAUGCAAUCUUCAUUUUUUAUUUUGGCAAUGCAUUGUCAAAUACUUACGAGUCUUUCCACUUCUCCUAUGAUCAAAGGGUUUUACUCCCUUUUAUUAAUUGGGAAUGACUUGCAAUAAAAGGGCAAUGAGUGCACAAUUAUAUUACUUCCAUAUUUAAAAGCCAUUAAAAUUCA